AUGGAGGUAGACGAACAACAUGGAGAAUCAUCCUCAGCAUCUUCAUCCGUAUCAUCUUCAUCGACCUCUUCAGAUGAUAGUGACGAUGACUCGUCCGAAUCUGACUCCGAAUCUGGGCCCGCACCAGCGGCUACCCAGCCUGAUUCUACCAUUGAACCCAACAAGACUAUUCGGGAGAGACAGCGACUACCGACCUUGUCACCUACACCACCUCCACGGACCAUCCCAUCCUUCCUGCCUGAUCCUUCGCAUGGUACGGAGGAGGGAGCAAAGGCGCAGGAAGAAGAUAGGCGGACGGCAUUCAGGAGAGUGUAUAUGGACAAGUUGGUCGAGGCAUUCGGGAGUGAUCUGGAGAAACUCAGAGCUAAUGAGCCGACGUUGGACGCAAAAAGAUUAGGAGUGUUGAUUGAAUCCCUGGCCUCGGGUAGAGAAGUUUUUAACGAUCCUCAGUCUACCGACAAGGGAGGAGUAGAUGAAGUUGGGGUGUUGUUAGGAAGUAAGGCAUGA
Molecule: messenger RNA, 507 nt
Organism: Tremella mesenterica DSM 1558
Lineage: Eukaryota; Fungi; Basidiomycota; Tremellomycetes; Tremellales; Tremellaceae
Exons: 3
Coding region: 1-507 (168 amino acids)
Biological process (GO): ribosomal large subunit assembly
Cellular component (GO): preribosome, large subunit precursor
Source: RefSeq, a predicted model, not a curated record